AUGUCCUCAAUUGCUGAUACGUCUAAUCUAAUUACUCCUUCUUCUUAUGUGGGUUUCGAUACAAUUACCGCCCAAAUUGAACAUCGCUUAUUAAAGAGAGGUUUUCAAUUUAACAUAAUGGUCGUUGGCCAUUCGGGUCUAGGUAAGAGUACUUUGAUAAACAGUUUGUUUGCUUCCCAUUUGAUAGAUUCUUCAACUGGUAAGGACAUAACCAAGGAGCCAAUUACGAAAACCACUGAAAUUAAAGUUUCUUACCAUUCAUUGGUUGAAGAUAAGGUUCGUCUAAAUGUGAACUGCAUUGAUACGCCAGGUUUUGGUGAUCAGAUCAACAACGAUAAAGUUUGGGAACCUAUUGUCAAAUACAUCAAAGAACAACACUCCCAGUAUUUGCGUAAGGAGUUGACUGCGCAACGUGAGAAACACAUUGUGGACACCCGUGUUCACGCAGUGUUAUACUUCAUUCAACCAAACGGUAAAGGUCUAACGCAGUUAGAUAUUGCUGCGUUGAAGAGGUUGACUGAUAUUACCAACGUUAUCCCAGUCAUUGCUAAAGCCGACACAUUAACUAUGGAUGAAAGAUCUAGAUUUAGAGACAUCAUCCAGCAAGAAUUCAAAAAGCAUAAUUUUAGAAUAUAUCCCUAUGAUUCUGAUGACCUGACGACAGAGGAAUUGGAACUAAACGACAGUAUAAGGUCGAUUAUCCCAUUUGCAGUUGUUGGUUCCGAAAAGGAAAUAACAAUUAAUGGUGACGUUGUAAGAGGUAGAAAGACACGCUGGGGUGCGAUCAAUUUAGAAGACAUUAAUCAGUGUGAAUUUGUCUACUUGAGGGAAUUUUUGAUCAGAACCCACUUACAAGAUUUAAUUGAAAGUACUGCCUUAAUCCACUAUGAAAGCUUCAGAUCCAAGCAAUUGAUUGCUCUAAAAGAAAAUGCUAACUCUCGCGUAACUGGUCACUCUGCUCAAAAUUCUAGUACCAACAUGUUACGUUAA
Messenger RNA from Eremothecium sinecaudum, 990 nucleotides. RefSeq names its product septin CDC10 (gene CDC10). NCBI's taxonomy places the organism in Eukaryota, Fungi, Ascomycota, Saccharomycetes, Saccharomycetales, Saccharomycetaceae. Gene Ontology annotation, cellular component: microtubule cytoskeleton; cell division site; septin complex. The coding region runs from base 1 to 990 and encodes 329 amino acids. Gene Ontology annotation, biological process: cytoskeleton-dependent cytokinesis. Gene Ontology annotation, molecular function: GTP binding; GTPase activity; molecular adaptor activity. The record is from RefSeq and is a predicted model, not a curated record. The transcript has a single exon.